This is a messenger RNA of Penicillium brevicompactum, 2052 nucleotides long. RefSeq lists its product as uncharacterized. The transcript has 2 exons. The record is from RefSeq and is a predicted model, not a curated record. The coding region runs from base 1 to 2052 and encodes 683 amino acids. Lineage: Eukaryota; Fungi; Ascomycota; Eurotiomycetes; Eurotiales; Aspergillaceae.
AUGGAUCAGGAAGAGGUUGUUAGGGAGAUUCCAGCACCGCGCCUCGUGGUGCUGGGGGAUGCCUCACAACACCCUACCUCAGAACGAACCAUAUCAGCUUUCGAGCGAAUAAUAACAACAAAUACGCCUAUCACUGAGUCUCUACUUCUCCAACUUCCAACCGAUUCCAUCAUCAAACUGUACCACACCUCCAAAUACCUCCGUACGUUCCUUCGAUCAUAUCCGACCGCAUGGAGGUCACUCUCGUUUCGCCUUCAAUUCCCUUCGGGCACUCCGCCGAACCCUUCACUCGACCCAAAUAUCCCUGAGCCGGCUCCUAUGCGCCAAUCUCGACCUUAUGCUCUCGAUAUGUUAUUGAUGAACGUGGUCAUGCCAUUCAGUGGAUGUAUAAAGAGCCUGGAGCUAGACAACACGGCCAUCUCAGGGGAGAAUCUUACAUCUACGGUGCUGCACGCGCGUCGGGAAACACUUGAACACCUCUCCGUGCGUGGCUGCAAGAAUGUCUCUCUCAAGUAUCACAUCGUUCCUUUCCUCACCAUGUUCGCGCUACAAUGCGAUAUCGACACAGAUAAGAAUGCUUCGAGCUCUCCCGGGAUGAAGAAACUCGCCCUCAAGAGUAUCUACGCUUAUCGAUGUCGGCACCACAGGAGACGACCCUAUCUAUCAUCUUCGUUGAUGCGGAAGGAUGCUGACGCGGAAUCAACACAUGAACUUGUUAAUAUUUGCCAUAAGCUCGGGAUCUGGACCGAUACUGCUUGGUGCACCACGCCCGCCGGAAGAUGUGCUCGGAGAGCUGGCUAUGUGAAGUCGAGAUUUCCCCAUGGUGCAGCAUCACCGGAAGUGUGGGUGGUUUUUGACAGGCUCUGGAGAUCAAAGAACUGGAUCGGCCCCAUAGAAGAUGUCUCGACUGCCGAUGCAGCACACGUCCGCGACGGCAAGUUGUGGGAGAACCGUGAUACGGGAUACUAUGGCGAAGCGUUAGGAACCGGUGAAGGGAAAAUGACGCCUGCCCAUCUGCGUGAUAGUCAUACCCAGUUUGUCAAGGGUAUUCGGUGUGACAAUUGUCUCGAAGAUAUAUCCGAAAGAUGUGAGCAUUGCAGUGUCUUGAUGCACUGUGUAGGAUGUCGCAAAACACUUUGUGCAAGUUGUGCAUACGAACGUCCUUAUCUUCAUCGGCACGCUGUUUCCUCGUCUGAGGCUAGUUUGGGCUCUCCUGAUUCUUUCUGGUGGGCGCCUGGCGCCACACACUCACCGGGCUCGAUGCAGGAUCCCGUGGAUCCUCUGGCUCUCGCCGACCCCAAUAUACUCCAAGGGCCUAGCUUGGAACCCCCUGAACUGAACUUUCACUGGUGCUGUACGAAGCCUGACCUCUCCGGAGGAGGUGGCAUCAGCAUCGGACCUCGAAACCGGGAAGUGGAUCAAGUUCGGGCUGUGCCUUUGCCCCGUGGCCAAGGUUGGGAGGAUCUAGAGUAUACGGUCAGUGAAUGGAGCAAGACCUUCCCGAAGUACGCAUACGGCGAUCCGAGCAAGCCCGACUACUCUCUCCAAGCGGGCCAUCUGGCGAUGAUGAAAUGGCUGCUUGGGCCACCUAAUCGACAAGUCUCACCGUGUCCACGCAACCUGUGUCAAGGGUGCUACGACUCUCCUCAGUGGAAGGUGCAUUGCAAGAGCUGCUCCAAGCCCCUUUGCAUUGAGCACGAUCUUCGCGGGCUUCGCUUGCGGAUUUGCGGAUACCGCGACCUAGAGACAGAAAAGCAGACGAUUCAGGAUCGAUUUGCUGGACGCUUGUCGGAAUCUCCCUCGCUUUCCGGAUAUCAACUGCCGCUUAGAAGCCAACAGCUCCUUGACUCAGCAAACAAAAGUUUCAAUAUUGAUUCGCGCCACGAUAGCUUCCAGCAGGGGGAAACACCGGAUUCACAGCUCGGCGAUCAAUCGGCUCCUGCCUCCUUCUUUUCCAAUCAGCCCUCACGCUCGUAUUCUGCCCCCACAUCAAACCAGUCAUCCCCCCCCGUCAUCCUCAUCCUCCGACUACUUCGAACCUCCGCAAUUUGA